Molecule: messenger RNA, 807 nt
Organism: Cylindrotheca closterium
Lineage: Eukaryota; Bacillariophyta; Bacillariophyceae; Bacillariales; Bacillariaceae
Source: the annotation of a GenBank genome assembly
AUGCCAUCGACCUUCAUCGAUAUCCAACAUGCUGAUGCUCUAUCAGCUACCAAUAUACCACUUACCCCAGUCGUCAAACCUACCGCAAAUGCCGACCCGAAUCCUGCAAACACGAUUGAUAGUGACAUUGUGAGCACCGGCUCCGAUGGAACAGACACUACCGCGAACGAAAGAAGCUGCUGUUGCCAUCACGACGAUAGUGACUUGGAUCAUGGGUGCAUGCAUUACUGCGAGGCAGAAGCUGCUGUGGGCAGCCUCACAUGCACCAAAGUAAAGUCAAUCCUGAAGGAACCCUAUCCUGAUUGGGCCUCCAUUCGAAGCGAAGGCCCCUGGAAACGGCUGUCAGAGCCACAAUUGCCACUUGGGCCUGUCGAAGAGAAACCAAAAAGAGCUCGACACAAUCGAAGCGUAAGCUUCGAUUCGGUUAAACUACGCCAGUACAAUCAGACUCUUGGGGACAAUCCAUGUGUUCCGUAUGGGCCGCCCAUCCAAUUGGAUUGGAAGUACGAAGAGGAAGAGGUGGCCAUCCCUGUUGAUGAAUACGAAGGACGAGACCGAAAGUGGAAAUUUCGACAACAGAUGGUCAUGAACUGUCACAAAAGAAGGACUUUGCUGACAUUCUACUAUGGGUUCUCGGAAGAGGAAUUGAAACAAUCAGAAAAGUCAGUUCGCAAAAUCCAACGAUCGCGCUACUGGACACAAGCAUUGGAGCCAGUAAUCGUCUUGGAGGAUGCCGUUAGUAGUGCAGUUCAAAGGGCAAAGAAAUUCGUCCACAAGAGAAGGAAGCCACGAAGUAAUAGUGUCUAA